AUGCUUAAGCACUGGGAUAUUGCACUCCAUCCGAAGCCUGCCCUCACGGAUUAUGGUGGCUGUGCAUCCCAGGCUGUGUCCCUGGAACCAGUAUCCCCCUCUGAAGAUUUGGGGGAAAUGAACCUGAGUUUGCCUCAGGAAGCCAAUAAACUUGCUGAGAAUGGGGAGAUGGAGUCAGGAGAGAGAGGGAAACGGGACACGUACCCAACGGGACGUUUAUCAGACGCUGUGUGCCGAGCCACACCUGUCGGAUGCGGAGAGCGCCCCUCCCAGCUGGGGCAUCCUGCUGUCCGUCAACCCUGCUCUCAUCUGCCCACCUCCCCUGAGUUACCCACCAAGGAUCACGAAGCCGAAACCUGGAGACUAGCAAGACCCUGGAACACACUCUCAGCAGUGGAGUUGGAUGGUCAGGAUUGUUCUUCAUGGGCUCAGCUUGAUUCUUGGCCAGCUGGCCUGCCUGCUGCCCCUCACCUUCUACCCAGAGGGAAAUUCCUCACCCGCUGGACCACACCCGCUCUUGAGGACCUCGCGAGCUCUCUGGGCAGAGCGGAAGCCAGACAGAGACCGGACUCCAAGGCGACAAUCCCAGCUCUGUGUGUGCCAGGAGCCCCCAGGGGCAGGGGCCCACGCUGCAGGAGGUUAGCUGCCCCCCAACACUCAGGAGCCAGGAGUGGGCUGCAGGGACAGAGCGCUUCUCAAACGAGGAGGAGCCCCCGUGGAGUACGUGACUCCUGCCCCUCUGGCUGCACGCUCCAGUUACCAGGACAGAGACCCCUCCCCACGCGUCCCCAGCCUUCCCCUGCUUCCUGCUCUGGCUGCUGGGAGGCCCUGUCACCACACAUGCGCGAGCACGCACUCCGACACAUGCGCCCCUCCCAGGCACCCCUGAGAGGACCAGCUGCAGCUGGGGGGUGCACUGAGUGCUGCCAGGUCCUCAGAUCCACAGCCUCCCCCCAUCCUCGCCCCCUACUGCUGAGCUGCUUGGAGGUUUAAAGCAAAACAUGACUGUCUUUCCUGCUGCUCAGUGGCAGCGGCGCUGCCUGAGGGUUAUUUUUAGCAGGGAUGCGAGGAAGGCACAUUUCUCCUUGACUUUCACCAGGGACAACCCUCACCCCCCAGCCAAGACUCGCCUGGGGAGGCAGGUUCGGAAACCCCACUCCCAGGAAGGGGAAACUGGUGGGUUUUCUGUUCUUUCAAUUCAUCAGGCCUUGAAGUCAAGCUAGGGGCUGCUCUGAUGGGAAAUUCUAGGUUCCAAAGCCCAUGGUUUCCCCCGCCAUCCCUGGUCUCUGUGUCGCUACAAAUUUGAGGAGCAAGAGGUACGUUGUGUCUAGAGGCAGGUCGCCCAGGCUGCGGGUGUUGGGGUCCUGGGGCAGCCGCGUGGUUACAGCCAGGCACUAUAGAUUGCAUGCAGUGCCCGGCUUUGUGGGGGAGCGGUUCUCACAGAUGCUGGCUUGUUAAUUCAUUAAACUGCCUGUCUGGCCUAUA
Molecule: messenger RNA, 1485 nt
Organism: Marmota flaviventris (yellow-bellied marmot)
Lineage: Eukaryota; Metazoa; Chordata; Mammalia; Rodentia; Sciuridae
Source: RefSeq, a predicted model, not a curated record